AUGGAGGAUAUGUCAACAAUCACAACGAAGAAUGAUGGAUAUGAACUGAACUCAGGAGAUAGGAAUAGGACUAUAUCUCAAUCAAGUAUCAGACUGAAUGAUGUAGAAUCCUCAAAUAUCAAUUCAUCAUAUACAUAUACAUAUACGAACAGGAACUCACCAAACCCAUCAACACCUGAACAAAACACUGUAUCACUAGAUGAAGGAUAUCUAGGUGUAUCAAAUCACAGUACUUAUGGCGGUGGUGGUGGUGGUGGUGGUGGUGGCAGAUCAAGUAGGAUGAUAGGUAAAUCACCACCGCCACCACCUGGACCACCUCCAUCUGAUCCUCCACCACUACCGCCUGGACCAUCAUCCUCCUCCGCGACUUCUUCAACGUCGGCCCAUCCAUUCGCAUCCACACGUCCCAGACCUUCAGCAAGAUUAUCUUCACUUUCCUCAGUGAGAAAAGCAAGCUUGAUUCCUAGUAGACCAUCAAGUCCAGCUGGACCUCCUCCGACAUCUCAAUUACCUCCAAUACCCACUCAUUCACAUUCUACCAAGAGUCCGCCUAACGAGAUUCACACAGCUUCAAAUUCCGAUGCCAGACCAAAACAUGGCAGACAAUCAUCAUCAUCAUCGAGAAGCGUUAUUGGAAAUCCCCCUUCUACUCCUCCCUCAGUCUCACCCAGAUCAAGUUCACUGUUCAAUACUAAUGCCAAUAGCCAAGCUGGACCUUCGGGAACGUCCACUUCCACUUCCACUUCCACUUCUAACUCGGCAGAAGGUCUAGGUACGCCAAUAGCACUAAAUAGGAAACUUCAAGAGAAUGAAAAUGACCGUUCACAAAUAUCUACAGCGCCUGGAAAUGCAUCAAAACCUCCAAGAACACCUUCACGUCACCUGCUGCAAACAGCCCUUGAUUUAGCUCAGAAAGCAGUAGAAAUGGAUAAGAAUAACGAUGUUCUAGGGGCAUUGGCUGCUUACAGAGAAGCUGUCAACAGACUGAAAUCUGUAAUGGAACGAGUUGGCGUAGAAUCCACUAGUGAUAAGAAAGGCGGUAGAAAAGGUAAAAGUGAGGAAGAAGGUCGAACACUAAGAGGUAUACACGACGCAUAUGUAGCGCGUAUACAGCUUUUAUCGUCUUAUGAAACAAACGAUGAAAUAGGAACUGGACCUUCAUCUGAAGCUGGACCUUCAGAUUAUGGUUCCUCCUCUCGAACCCAACAUCCUCACCCUUCAGUGUCCACGACGACACUUACUCCCGCCGAUGAAGCUACACCUCGACCAUCGUUAGAUGAUGGUGGAAUGACAGGUAUAGGUAAUUUAAUGUUAUCAGAUAACGGAGAUCAAUCAUUCGAUACCUCUGGUUCCAUCCCCAGUCCAGCUGAAUCACAAGCUGCUGCCAUUUCACAGCAAAUAGCACACUCGAACCAUGCUGAUCGACUUAUCUCGCCACCAUCCAUCGAUGCAACCUUGUAUCUAGGAGGACCUUCCCCGACACUACCAACAAUAAAUCAUAGUACAAAGGAGGAUCUUUCUUUACAGCAAGCGUUAGACCAAGCCGCCAAUGCAAGUGCAUCAAGUUCCACCCCACUCAGAGGAUCAAUACCUAAUCUGGGAUUAGGUUAUCCGACUUCUCCUCCAAAUAUGGUCCAACACACUCCAGCAAAUACCUCAACACCCAUGCCGAUAAAAUCGCAUGUCUCCACUAGAUCUAUUAGUGAAACAGAUACUGGUGGAUCACCUUCGCCAUCGAAAUCUCGUUUGAAAAGACCAAAUAGACCUUCGAUGGGAUUAGAUAUGGAAGCUGAUUUGACUGGGAUAGAUGGUGUAGACGACGGAGUAGAAAUGUUAGCUCGAACUCCAAGAGAAAGCCACAUACCUUCCGGCUCAUUCAGAAACGAAAGAAGAUCAUCAACAGCAAGUCAAGGUGUCAUACCACCUUCACCAAGAUCAAUACAUAGUAACAGUAAUGAUGAAAGAGAUAGACCUCUACCACCUCUACCCCAUUCAGCACCCAUGAUAGAUCCAAUGACCGGUCUGCCGAUUAUGAAUGAUAGGAAAACAAAUUUGAUAGGCGUUUCAAAACCUCUCCCUACUCCUGCUCCAACUGGUGCACUAUUGGUAUCACCCACUACUGAUCAAGGCACGAUCUCUCAAAGAAGACAAUCACGUCCACUUUCUGGCACACUGAGUGCUCUCAUGAAUCAUGAUCAACAAUCACAAGCAUCAACUCAGUUCCCUACACAGCCUCAAUUCUCGGUCUCAAGCUCCAAUUCUUCCAUCCGUUCCAUCUCACAAACAAGCGUGAGUACAAGAGUAAGAGCGAAGUCACAACCUGGACAAAGACCCAUCAAUGAUAACGGGCCUAUUAUCCCUCCAAUACCAAGUGGUCAAAUAAGACAUAAGGCUUCAUUCUCUUCCUCAUCACAGCUAGGUAUAGGAAUAAUACCUCAGAUACCUCGACAAUCUUCAACAACAUCUCCUGGUAAUCUUAGGAUUGAUACUGCUCACAAUAAUGGAAAGGAGCACGGACAGGGGAAAUUAGCUCCUCCACUGAACAUAACCGCUAGAUCUGGUUCACCACGUUCUUUACCGCCUUUACCUGAUACAGCGAUUUCGGGGUCAUUGAUGUCUCCGAUGCCUGAAUUACAACCAUCAGAAGUGAUUCAUCGACCAUUCCAUCUACUGCGGGUACUUCAUUCCUCCAUGGAUCCUGAAUCGGCGGGGUCAUAUAUGACUGGAACCAUCCAUGUUCCAUCUGCAGUGUGGAAUCCUUCCAACUGGUCAAAAACAUCCAAAAGUCAACUCACACCACCUAAGAUAAUAGCACAAGAGAUCAAAGUGAAAUGCAUGGAAUCUCUAAUACUUCAUUUAGAAUCAAUCAGGAUAACAGGACAAUCGUUUUUCAAUGGACCGAAAACCAAGAAAAGAGUAAACGGUGGUGGGAUUGAAGGAAAUAAAAUAGCUGAAGAAUUCUGUUUGUCAUUAGAUGAAUUAGAUGAAGAAAUGGAUAUCACAUGCAAGUUAUUAAGCAAGAAUGGUGUUUUAUCUAAUAACUCAAAUUCGAAUUUUGCAAGUUGGAAAAGUGGGAACAAUAAUGGUAAUAUUCACAACAGCGGGAAAUCAAAAUCGCUGAAAGGUUCUUCAUGGAGUUCAAGAAUAUCUAGAUCAGUAGAUAAGAUGACCAGUUCAUCAAGAAAUUCAAAUAAUGAUAAACUUAAUUCAGAUUCAACUGAUAAAUACGUCGAUCUCUUGUCUAACCUGUGCAUGGGAGUUCAAGUUAUAAACGAUCACCUUCUCAACUUCACCUCGGGAGAAUGCACACCUGCAUACGCGGCAUUGCCCGAAAAACCAUAUCGGAAUAUCGAGUCUCGAUUGAGAAGAACAGCAGAUUUCGUCGGAAUGAUAAUCGUGCCCUUCGUUCUGGACGAUUUCAAACAAUUCUUCUUGAGAUACUUGAAAGGAGGUGUCAAAUAUCUGGAAGAUUAG
Messenger RNA from Kwoniella shivajii, 3474 nucleotides. RefSeq lists its product as uncharacterized. Lineage: Eukaryota; Fungi; Basidiomycota; Tremellomycetes; Tremellales; Cryptococcaceae. The transcript has 5 exons. The coding region runs from base 1 to 3474 and encodes 1157 amino acids. The record is from RefSeq and is a predicted model, not a curated record.